Acaulospora morrowiae is the source of this 951-nucleotide messenger RNA. The record is from the annotation of a GenBank genome assembly. Lineage: Eukaryota; Fungi; Glomeromycota; Glomeromycetes; Diversisporales; Acaulosporaceae.
AUGGAAAACGAACCUCAAGAUCCGUUGCUUGACCUACAAUUGGUAUCGUCAUCCGUUUCACGGGCAUUUCGCCUUUUUACUAACUGUGAGGCGAUGGAAUCUAAGAAUACCACUAUAAUGAAAGCCAUUGAAUCCGUAACAAAUCAACGGAAUGCGUUUUACACCCAGGCUCGUAGAUCAAUCGGAUACGUGGAAUCUUUACGAAAACACGCUGAGGACGUCUUAAACUAUGUUAAACUACUUCAGGAUCAAGAAAACACCCUGGAGAACAAACGAUCAACUUUGGACAAACUCUUAGAAGAUGCCAAAGAGAACAGAGCAAGUUGGAAAUAUAUGAAGGAAGCUUUUGAACAGAUAAGAGAAUCUCUAUCAGAUACACACAAAGAGCUUACAAAAUAUAAAUUCGAACUUCCGGCUAAAGAGAGGGAGAGAAGAUCCAAAAAAAGAAAUUUAGAUGAACUAAAUAGUUUAAUUACAAUCAAGUAUACGGUGGCGGCGGGUAGUAUGUUCUUUUGUAUCCUAUCAUUUGUAUUUAGUACGUUGCCCGACCUUCAUUAUUUGCAACACGCUGCCCAAGUUUGUCUUGUUUGUGGAAUAUCGGUUUUUUAUUGGAUACUUUCGGAUCAUAAGACCAUCCGCAAGCUUAAAGAUGAGCUGGACGAAAUGGACGAUACCUUGGAUAAUAGUCCUGAAAAGAUUAAGGACUUGCGGGGAACUCUCGAUCCAAUCGUUGAAUGUAUGGUCGAAUUUGAAGUGUUUUGGGAAACUGAGGAGAAUAGAAUAUCCCAUCUCAUUCGAAAUUUAGAAUCGAACCAAAAGCCAGACGAAAAAGAUUUACUUAAUUGGAAUAUUUCGACUGCACCUAUCAGAAAUAAAUGGUACGGAGUCCAGCAACAAUGUGAUAACUACAGAAAUGUGGUUAGCCAACUUUUGAAAAGCAUCGGGGACUAA